AAGAGAUUACCGUUCUAUAUUUCUAUGUUCAUACCGGUUCCGUAUAUAAGCUGAGCAAUCUCUUGAAAGAGUUCACUUUGAAUUGAGCUAGAUACAGAAACAGGUAUCUCUCGAGCAAUCAAUCAAAAAAUGGGAAAAUUCAUCGUACUCCUUUGCUUUGCGCUCCUGGCAAUGACUUUAGUCAUGGCCUGCAGCCCUCCCGGGAUGCUGUGCGCAUCUGACGAUGAAUGUUGCGGUGCAUUUGUAUGUAACCCAUGGGCUAAUAGAUGCACUGGAGGACCGGGAAUGGGACCUGAUGGUCCAUGGGGAAUAGAAGGACCAAGAGGCGCGGGAGCACCAUGGGGAGGAGCCCAACAAUAAUCAAAAAUAUCUCGCCUUGGACGUCACUCUUACGUUGCAUCGAACUACGAUCUUAUCUUGAAUUUAAUUUAAAGAAACAUUAGAAUACAUCAAUUAUACUAAUUGGAGAUAUACGCUUGCUUAGUCAUUAGAAAUAGCAAAAUAUUUUUAUGUCCUAAUGACUAAAAAUUUUUUAAUUAAAUUCGGAUUGAUUUGUAACAGCAAAAAUAAUUUUUAUUCUGAUAAUAAUAUUUAUCUAUGAGAAUAAGAAUGUAUUCAUGUUUUUAUGUUAAACAUAGGUAUAUAUUCCGUUGUGAAUUAUAAAAUAAAUAGCUGUGAUGGUCAACCGAUGUAAUUAAUAAACAAAAAAUCAUACAAUA
This is a messenger RNA of Pogonomyrmex barbatus (red harvester ant), 719 nucleotides long. RefSeq lists its product as uncharacterized. NCBI's taxonomy places the organism in Eukaryota, Metazoa, Arthropoda, Insecta, Hymenoptera, Formicidae. The record is from RefSeq and is a predicted model, not a curated record.